Emiliania huxleyi CCMP1516 is the source of this 756-nucleotide messenger RNA. RefSeq lists its product as hypothetical. Bases 1 to 756 code for a protein of 251 amino acids. The transcript is spliced from 2 exons. NCBI's taxonomy places the organism in Eukaryota, Haptophyta, Isochrysidales, Noelaerhabdaceae. The record is from RefSeq and is a predicted model, not a curated record.
AUGCUCGAGACCUCCCAGCGGCGCACCGGCGCCGCCGCCUCCCCGUGGUGCUUUGACGGCUCAGCCGCCGGCCCGUCCUGCAACACGUGCUCGCGCUACGCGCAGGGCGCCUGGGUGCAGACUGAGAAGCCGCCGCUCUACCGGCUGACCUCCUCGCUUCUCGCGGUGCGAGCGGGGGUCUCCAUCUCGAACAGGUCCACACACCACUACGGCAAUUGCGCCGACCAGCACGAGCGCCGCCACGGCGGGCGCAGCUCCAUCCCCGAGCGCGAGUGGCGGCCAACCGGCUGCAGGCUUGAGCAGUUUGAGCGCGAGCGCGCGUGCGCCACGCUCCGCUCCGUGGGCCGCAGCCUCCUCAUCGUCGGCGACUCGACCACCGGCCAGCUCUUCCUCUCAAUCAGCAUGAUGCUCGGCGCCACGCUCGGCCGCAACCGCGACAAGAAGAGCGUGCUCAACGACGUAACCGCAUCCGCGUGCAACGACACGGUGCGGAUCAGUUUCGUGCGGCGCGACCUACUCCUCUUUGCGAUGCACCAGCACGAGAUCGGGCAGGUGCGCCGGUGCAACCCGCGCUUCAGGGAGCUCAUCGGCACCAGCCUCUAUCCGCGCCGCGCAAGCAUUGCGGACGCCGUCGUGCUCUCGACAGGGCACCACCACCCGGCGGCACACGCCCUCACGCCACGACGCGACCCACCGGCGGCGGCGGUCGCUGCGCGCCGCGGUGCUCGUGCACCUCCUCCGCCAGGAAGGGCGUGA